This is a messenger RNA of Ctenocephalides felis (cat flea), 806 nucleotides long. Its product is annotated as fibroblast growth factor receptor 4-like. The coding region runs from base 24 to 740 and encodes 238 amino acids. The transcript is spliced from 6 exons. The record is from RefSeq and is a predicted model, not a curated record. Lineage: Eukaryota; Metazoa; Arthropoda; Insecta; Siphonaptera; Pulicidae.
AGAAAAGCAUUAUUCAAACUUACAUGAAGUUACUUAUGUUCAUGUACAAAGAUAACAAACCGUAUCCAUGGCCAUCAGAAUCAUCAAGUUUUAUCUUAUAUCCUGAUGCUGCUAACCAAACUAUUUAUACUCGCUCAAUUACUGCUGCUGAUAAAGGAAAUUACUCUUGCCGUUUAAGGAAUGAUACUCAUCUAUCAACAAAUAAUGUCAACUUGGAAAUUUUUGAACGUUCCCCUGACAAGGCAUUAAUUAAUUUCAUAUCCGAAAACAAAUCCGUACAAUUGGGAUCUCAUGUUCGUUUAUAUUGUGAAGCAUUUGUUGGUCAUGUUAGUCUACCAGAUGCACAAAGUAAAAUUCACUGGCGAUACACUGCUGAAGGAAAAACAACUGAAGAACCACAUCAUGGCAAAGAGCAACAUAGUGAUAGGGAAAAUGGUGCUGUGAUAGGAGUGAUCUUGGAUAUUCCUAAAGUUCAGCGUCACCAUUUUGGUAAAUACGUUUGUAAUGUUGGAUUGCCAGGCAGCGAUGAAUAUAUAAAAAAAUCUUCAAUUAUUUCUGAUAGUGGUGUUUCCAUGGUAGAAGAUACAAGGUGGAUGAAUUCCUCCAACGCCCUGGUGAUGGCUGUCAUAGUAGCAACAUUGUGUGCUCUUCUAGUAAUCUUAUUUGCAAAAAUAAUGUAUUACAGAAAUCAACUGCAAAAUAAUUCAGAAGUAUGUCGUAAAAUGGCUGAAGACGCUUGAAUUUUGUGUGUGAAUACUAUUUAAAUAAUAUACCAAAAGUGAAAUAUGAUUUCAUUAUUGGAGUAC